Messenger RNA from Tyto alba (common barn owl), 1926 nucleotides. RefSeq names its product biogenesis of lysosomal organelles complex 1 subunit 4 (gene BLOC1S4). NCBI's taxonomy places the organism in Eukaryota, Metazoa, Chordata, Aves, Strigiformes, Tytonidae. The record is from RefSeq and is a predicted model, not a curated record. The transcript is spliced from 5 exons. Bases 18 to 542 code for a protein of 174 amino acids. Gene Ontology annotation, cellular component: BLOC-1 complex.
GGUGCGGCAGAGGCAGCAUGGCGGCGGCCGCGGGGGCCGGGACCGAGCUGCCGGGAACGGACAGCGGGAACGUCUCGCAGAGCCACAGCCGCGCCUCCGGCCUCGGCCAGCCGGAGGACGAGGAGGCCUCGGAGGCGUCGCUCGGCGCCACCGCCGCCGCCUAUUCCGCCUACCUGCUCGCCGACCGCAGCCUCUUCAGCGAGCAGAUAGAAAGCUUAGACAAGAGCCUGGAGGAUUUGCUGACCAGAGUGGAUGAAUUUGUGGGAAUGCUGGACAUGAUUCGAAGUGAUUCCUCUCAAGUUGUCAAUGAAAGUAUACCUCAGAUUUACACAAAAGCUACAGAAAUGAGACAGAUAUACAGGAAGAUUGACAAACUAGAGGCUUUUGUGAAGAUGAUUGGAAAUUGUGUAGCUGGACUGGAAGAACGGGUCAUAAAGGCAGAAACAGAUCUUGGAGCUUUUCCGAGCACAUUUAAGAAAAUCUUGCACACAAUCAGCAUACCAUCCUUCCUUAAUAUUUUGUCCCAAGUUCUUCCCUUGUGAAUACCAGGCAGUGUAAAGUACAGUACUGUAAGACUUCUAAUAUCACUAAGGAUGUAGACUCUCUCAAAAGGUAAAAAUGUUUGCUAAGCAGCUGCAAAAUUAGCUAAUCAUAAUUGUGUACUCAGGCAACUGUGGGUACUGUGCACACCUAUGAAUUUCCCCGCUGGGUUGAAAUUAUCCCCUUCUUGCACAUAUGUGAACAUAGUGCCUCUUAAAUCAGUGUCACGAGCUGCAGAAUACCUGUAACCUUAGUUUCCCUUGCUUGAAAGGUGUUUUCUCAUAGGGCAGUACAGGACAGGAAAUAAUUUUUAAAAACAGAGCUUUGAUUUCAAAGUUUUUUUUUUUUUUCACAUUUUGCAAAAUUUCUGAUAUAGAGAACAUUGAUAAUAUCCUCUAUUUAUAGGUCUGAUCUUUGUUUAUUAUUUCAUUACAACUUGAAUGGCAAAACAAACUUGUUUCAGAGAAAUUAAUGGCAUUGUAAAGCUAAAGACAAAUAUAAUUUAAAUGUCAUAAAUCAGCAAUUUUGUAUACAACAGGAGAAUAUGUACUUACUUCAUGUGGAGUACAAGUAUAGGGCUCAACUGAAUGUUGGGAAAAUUCCACUUAGCUGUUUUGUAGGUAUGCUUAAUUAUAUCCUCAUUUUGGUAUUGUAAAAGUGUUCCACACUCCAAGUAUACUAACGAUACUUGCUAUGCUUUUAACUUUAUUAUUGGUGAAGGCUAAUUUCCUCAUCCCAGACAGGCAAAAAAGUAAAGUCAGUCGUGGUCCUUCCUGUUGUCUCUUUAAAUGAGUCAUUUGAUAUAGCAAAACAGUGUACAGCUAAUAUUUAAAAGAAACAUGUACGCUUUUCCUGAAAAACAGUGUGACAGCUUUUUUACAGUCUACUACCUUCUUUUUAACAGUAUGUCAUAGUAUAUACGUUCUAACAUACACUUGAUGAAGAAGCUCAGCAGGAGCAGCAACCUUCUCAGAAGAAACAUUUGCCAGGUGUGUUUCCACAUGAAGAGGAGUUAAAUGUGUAAAUGAGAACACAGGCUGGGGUUAACUCAAAGGAAGCAGCUGAGGAGAACUCACAAGCCAGAGCAGGAAAGGUGAAGGUGUAUGGCUUUGGAAGCAUGAAUGUUACAAUGACUAUACCAUCAGCUGGAACAGGUUACGCAUUUGGCUCCUGCAGAGCUGGCAUAUCAUACACUUUCCAGGACUGAGUCUGUUCAGGUGAUAGAAUGGCAGAAGUCAAAGGCUUAACUAACGUUAAGAAUAUGCCGGACCCAUCUGAGCUAUGAUUAAAAAUUCACCUAAGGAAACGUGCCUUUAAAACUUUGUUUUCCAUUUUAGCUCUGUAGGCUUUUUUUAAAAACUUGGUUUUUUUAAGAAGGUGAAAAAU